CGCAGAGUAGCCAUGAUUGCGCAUUGCAGCACUCUGCCGCCGCGCGUCCCGCUUGGUCCGGACGUAAACGCACUUGAAGACGCGUGACGAGAGAUCGCGAGCUGCAUUGUUACGUUGUUGGCGGAAACCAAAGACCAGGAGGCACGGGUGGGAGACAGCCUGCCUCCCUCGCCGACACCUGGCGUCUGUUCAAGGGCGCGGCGAGGCACGCGGAAGCAUGGCCCGGCGCUCGAGCCUCGCGGCGGCCUUAGUGCUCGCCGUCGUAGCACUCCUCGCGCCCGCGGAGGCCAAGGGCAGCAAGGGCGUCCGCCGCAACUCGGCGCUGCACGGCAAGCCGCGCAAGAAGGGACGACGGCCGCCCCCGCGGAAGAAGAAGCGCCGCGAGUACGACUACGACGAUGACGACGACGACGACGACGACUUCGGCGGCGGCUCGCGGCAGAUGACGUACUACAAGCCGCGGCGCAAGCCGACGGGCCCGUCGGUGCUCCAGCGCGCGCAGGCCAUGGCCAAGGAGGCAAGCGCGCGGGGCCUGGAGAUGUCCAAGGUCGCCGCCUCGCGCGCCAAGGACCUCGCGGCCGAGGCCGCCGUCAAGGGCCAGGAGGCCUCGCGGCUCGCCAAGGCCUACUACAGCUCCGAGUACGAGAAGUUCCUCCUGACGGCGACGUGGCCGUCGGACCAGCGCGUCUCGCCGCAGCUCGCGAAGCGGCUCGUCGAGAGCGUCGCGCGCUUCCCCGCGCGGCCGCACGCGCUGCCCGACGACGACCCGUACCGCGUGACGCUGCGCAAGCUCUGGAAGAAGAUGAUCGAGCGCGACUGGCGGACCACGCAAAAAGCUUUGUACUUGCUCCACGCCCUGUCGCGGUCGACGCCCACCAAGAACGCGCGCGCGCUCUCGCGCACGCUCAAGUCCAUGGUCGGCGACGCCGACCCGAAGACGGGCCGCAAGUACUUCUCGCGGCGGGAGCUCGUGGCGCUGCGGGGCGACGACGGCGCCGAGCGCGGCGCCGUCGUCGACGCGUACGCCGGGUUCGUGCUGCGGCGCGCGCUGCUCUUCGCGGGCAAGUUCGAGGACGUCGCCGCGCCGAAGAAGAAGAAGAAGCCGGCCGCCGUCGAGGAGUGCCCCGCCGACGUCAUUAACGAGGCGACGCUGAAGCGGGCGCAGAACGCGCUGCUCGUGACGGAGCACGCGCUGACGUUCCUGCGCGCGGCGCUCGACGACCCGGACCCGCGGCGCGCGCACCUCGUCGUGGUGUCGUGCGUCGAGCUGGUGGUGGCCGACCUCGUGGACGGCUGGGCCGCGGCGCGCGACGCCUGCGGCGCGCUCGCGGCGGCGCUCGCGGCGGGCGCGGCCGGCGACGACGCCGCCGCCGCCGCCGCCGCGCUCGCCAAGUACGCGGCCCUCAAGCCGCGCGCCAAGAAGGCGGCCAAGGCGUCGCUGAAGACGCUGCGCUUCUUCGACCUGCGCGUGGCCGCGACCAUCGGGGACACGGACGUCGACGCGGCCAUCGACGCCGCGCUCGCGGCGCGCGGCGGCGCCGCGGCCGCCGCGGCCGACGCGGCGGCCGCGGCGUCGGCUGACGACGGCGAGGCCGAGGCCGAGGACGACGAGGACGACGAGGCGGACGACGAGGACGACGACGACGACGAGGAGGAGGACGACGACGACGAGGCGCGGACGCGGCGUCGAGUCGCCUUCUAA
This is a messenger RNA of Pelagomonas calceolata, 1702 nucleotides long. Lineage: Eukaryota; Pelagophyceae; Pelagomonadales; Pelagomonadaceae. The record is from the annotation of a GenBank genome assembly.